AAACCAAAAUGCCGCCCCAAGUGGACCCGACGAUCAGCGGAGUCCUAUUCGAGACGGACACUCAGACGGAAGACCUGGGUCUAGACCAGGACGUGUCCAAGCUGAAGAAGGCCGGGCCCAAGCAGUAUGAGUACAUCUGGGGCAACAUCGCGUGGUUCCUGUUCCUGCAUGUUGGGUCCUUGUACGGGAUCUACUUGGGCUUGACGUCGGCUAAGUGGCAGACUAAUGUGUUUGCAUUCCUGGUGCACCUGAUGUGUGCCAUCGGCAUCGGCGCCGGGUCGCACCGGCUGUGGACGCACCGCAGCUUCAAGGCCAAGACCCCCCUGCGCGUGCUGCUCAUGAUCUGGCAGACCAUGGGCUUCCAGGACUCGAUCUUCGAGUGGGCGCGCGACCACCGCACGCACCACAAGUACGCGGACACGGACGCCGACCCGCACAACGCGGAGCGAGGCCUGUUCUUCUCACAUAUGGGCUGGCUGUGCUGCAAGAAGAACCCCGAGGUCAUAGAGGGGGGGAAGCGGCUGGACUUGAAGGAUCUGUAUGAAGAUCCCGUGGUCAUGUUUCAGAGGAAACACUACAUGAAGAUGAUGCCGCUGCUCUGCUUCGUGCUGCCUACCGUGCUGCCCGUGUACUGCUGGGGCGAGAGCUGGACCAACGCCUUCUUCAUCCCCACCAUCCUGCGCUACACCAUCGGCAUCAAUGUGGUGUGGAGCGUCAACAGCUUCGCUCACCACUUCGGAUACAGGCCUUAUGACAAGUCCCUGAACCCUCGUGAGAACAUCGGCGUGUGGAUGAUCUGCGUGGAGGGCUUCCACAACUUCCACCACACGUUCCCGUGGGACUACCGCGCCACGGAGCUGCCCUUCUACAACAUGCUCACCCCGACUAUCGGCUUCAUUGAGCUUAUGGCUAAGAUCGGCCAAGCCUACGACCUGAAAGCCGUAACUCCGGAUAUAGUGAAGAGAAGAUCCCAGCGCACGGGCGACGGCACCCACCACCUCUGGGGCUGGGACGACCCUGAAUUUACUGAAAAACUGAAGUCCCAGCUCGGAGUAGUCAGCCACGAGGCCAGAGCUGAGAAAGCCAAAUCUGGCUGAUGAGAAUUUUGUACGGAGCAUAAAAGAAGAAAAUUAUAUCGAACAUAGCCCAAGAUCUCGUUUUUCAUUGGGUUUCAUAGUUUAAGU
This is a messenger RNA of Plutella xylostella (diamondback moth), 1184 nucleotides long. Its product is annotated as acyl-CoA Delta-9 desaturase. Gene Ontology annotation, molecular function: stearoyl-CoA 9-desaturase activity; iron ion binding. Lineage: Eukaryota; Metazoa; Arthropoda; Insecta; Lepidoptera; Plutellidae. Gene Ontology annotation, cellular component: endoplasmic reticulum membrane. Gene Ontology annotation, biological process: unsaturated fatty acid biosynthetic process. The record is from RefSeq and is a predicted model, not a curated record.